AUGAAUAGGUGCAACUUGGUUUAUACACCGUUGCAACUCUGUAGGGGUACUGAGCCGUUAGAUGCACAGUCCGAAGGAGUCCCAUGGUGCUGCGAUAAAACAAUGCUUGAGGUAUCUACAAGGCACGAACAGUCUUGGUUUGACAUUCCAACGUAUACCGAAGCUUGUUGGCUACAGCGACAGUGUUUUAAUAUUGAUCCUGAUGACGCUGAGGUUAUGGCUGCAACUAAAGCUGGAAGACAAGUGUUAUGGCUUCAAGAGUCACUAAGCGAGGUCACGGGUCAUCCAUGUGAGAAGAUGCAGUUUGCAGAGGUGAUCUGUAUCAGUUCUCGAAGUACUAUAGGAGGUACUACAGGCGUGUGUCAUGAAGUUGAAGCUAAAUGGGAGUUCGGGUGUAUGAACUUGAGGAGUAGAGGUUUAUCAAGCCUUGCUCCCAUUGUUGAAGACAUUUCUGCACUUGAGAGGGAGAUUGUGAGAAGAAGAAGGGAAAAAGAGCAACAGGCUCACAUUCAGAGGUUGGGGUUUGACAUGGAGAACCUGCCUCAAGAUAGAGCUGCUGAAGAUGGUCAAGGAGCUGCCAACCUUGGACCACGACAUCCACAACGCCAAGCUAGAGCAAUUGGUGCCCAUGAUCAGCCUAACAUCCAUGGAAAUAGGGCUGGCAUUAGAGCACCAGCUGUGGAGAACAACAACUUUGAGAUCAAGUCAAGCUUGAUCAACAUGAUCCAAAGCAACAAGUACCAUGGGCUUGCUUUGGAAGAUCCUCUAGAUCACUUGGACAACUUUGAUCGGCUGUGUGGCACCAUCAAGAUAAAUGGUGUUUCUGAAGAUGCAUUGAAGCUUAGGCUGUUUCCAUUCUCUUUGGGAGAUAAAGCUCACACAUGGGAGAAGGGUCUCUCAAGAGAUAGCAUCCGAACAUGGGAUGAGUGCAAAGAAGCCUUCCUCACCAAGCUCUUCUCUAACUCAAGAACUGCAAAGCUUAGGAAUGAGAUUUCAGGAUUUCAACAAAGGAAUCUAGAAGGUUUUGGUGAAGCAUGGGAACGAUUCAACAGCUACAUUGCUCAGUGUCCUCAUCAUGGUUUCACCAAGGAAAGCUUGCUUAGCACCUUCUACAGGGGAGUUCUCCCAUCUUGCAGAAAUUGGCUUGACACAGCUAGCAAUGGUUUCUUCCUGGGCAGAACUGAGCAGGAUGCAGAGGAGCUGGUGGAGAACAUGGCAAAGAGUGACUCAGUUUACAAUGAGGAGUAUGAUAGAGCAAGCAGAGGUGAGGAUCAGCAGACAAAGAAGGAUAUCAAAUCAUUGCAAGACAAAAAGGAGCCUAACUUUCAGUACAACAACUACCAGCCGAGGUCUUAUCAAAACAACCAGCAAGGAGGAUACCAACCUAAGCAAACCACUCAACAAGGGAACUAUCAGCAAAGGCAAAAUGCCCCUCCUGGUUUUGGUAACACAAAUCAGUCUACUCAAGCUCAAGGAAGCUCAUCUCAGUCCAAGGCUCCCGAUUCAAACAUGGAGUCAAUGUUCAAGCAGAUCAUGGAAGCUCAGUCUAGAGUUGCAAAGGAUAUUGGGCAUGAGUUCAAGACAGUGCACUCCAAGAUUGACAGUACCUACACAGAGCUGAACAACAAGAUCAGGGCUUUGGAGAGCCAAUUUGCUUCUAUGAACUCUCAGCCUAGUCGCCAACAAGGAACCCUACCUGGAAAACCUGAGCAAAACCCCAAAAAAACAAUGAAGGCAAUUACUUUGAGAAGUGGUAAAGAGUUGCCUCCAAGAGUACUCACCAAGGAUGGUGAGAAACAGGGUGGGGAGGUUGCCAUCAACAUUGAUGAUGAGGUAGUAAUUGUUGAUGAGAAGGUUGAUGAGGAAAUUAUGGAAAAUAUUGUGGAAGCUAAGGGCAAAGGAAAGGUUGGAGAGGAGAAGAGAACAGUGAAGCAAGGUGAAGCUACAUCAAAAGAUACUUCUUUUGUCCCUCCUCCCUAUGAGCCUAAGUUACCUUUCCCAGGAAGAUUCAAGAAGCAACUAUUGGAGAAGUACAAGGCACUCUUUGAGAAGCAGAUGAGUGAAGUGCAUAUUACAAUGCCCAUCAUAGAUGCCUUUAUGCUUGUUCCUCAGUAUAGCAAGUUCUUGAAGGAUGCUGUGGCUGCUAAGAAGAAAGAAAUGGAAGGAAUGGUGGUUCUUACUCAUGAGUGCAGUGCCAUCAUUAAGAGGUUAACAAUCCCUAAGAAGCUAGAAGAUCCAGGAAGCUUCACUCUACCUUGUGCCAUUGGUCCCCUGAUGUUUGAAAGGUGCCUAUGUGACUUGGGAGCUAGUGUUAGUCUCAUGCCUUUAUCUGUAGCCAAGAAGCUUGGGUUUAGCCACUACAAGAAGUGCAAACUCUCCUUGGUGCUUGCUGAUCGCUCAGUGAAGUUUUCCAUUGGAAUUUUGGAAGAUCUCCCCGUGAUGGUGGGAAAUUGUGAAAUCCCUACUGACUUUGUGGUGCUAGAGAUGGAUGAGGAAGCUAGAGAUCCUUUGAUCCUUGGAAGACCAUUCUUGGCCACAGCAGGAGCAAUUAUAAAUGUGAAGGAGGGAAAGAUAGAUCUCCACUUGGGUAAGGAGCACAUCCUCCACUUUGACAUCAAUGAGAUAAUGAAGAGGCCAACCAUCCAAGGGCAGAUCUUCUACAUAGAGGAAAUGGAAGCUUUAGCUGAUGAGCUGCUUGAAGAGUUAGCACUGGAGGACCCUCUACAGCAUGCCUUGACAGUUGAUAGAGGAGUCCAAGUGGUUGAGAACAAGGAAAGUGAUGCUUAUGGAAGGAUGCUGGAUUCACACAGAGGGUUUGAGAGUGAGGAUCAGUAUGAGGCGCUUCAACAAGUGGUUCAUCAAGAGACAGCAUCCACUCAACAAAAGGACAGUCACCAAGAGGAUUGGGAUGAACUCAAGGCACCUAAGGUGGAACUUAAACCCCUUCCCCAUGGUGUAAGGUACGCUUUCCUUGGCCCUAAUGAGACUUACCCUGUCAUUGUGAGUAGUGAGCUUACUGAACUUGAAUUGUCUCAACUGUUGAGUGCGCUUAAGAAGUUUAGGAAAGCAAUAGGGUAUUCUCUAGAUGACAUCAAAGGGAUAUCACCUUCUUUGUGCAUGCAUAGGAUACAUCUAGAGGAUGAAUCAAUGACUUCUAUUGAACAUCAAAGAAGGUUAAACCCUAAUUUGAAAGAAGUUAAAGGUGGUAUCACUGUUGUGAAAAAUGAUAAGAAUGAGUUGAUCCCCACUAGAACUGUAACUGGACAUAGGAUGUGCAUUGAUUAUAGAAAGUUAAACUCUGCAUCUAGAAAGGAUCAUUUUCCAUUGCCAUUUAUUGAUCAGAUGCUUGAGAGACUUGCAAACCAUCCUUUCUAUUGCUUUCUUGAUGGGUAUUCAGGGUUCUUCCAAAUCCCCAUACAUCCCGAUGAUCAAGAGAAGACGACAUUCACAUGCCCUUAUGGUACCUUUGCCUAUCGAAGGAUGCCAUUUGGGUUAUGUAAUGCUCCAGCCACCUUUCAAAGGUGCAUGAUGUCUAUCUUCUCUGAUCUCAUUGAGGAUGUUGUGGAGGUGUUCAUGGAUGACUUCUCUGUCUACGGAUCUUCGUUUUCUGCUUGUUUGUCCAACUUGUGCAGGGUCCUACAGAGAUGUGAAGACACCAACCUUGUGCUGAACUGGGAGAAGUGUCACUUCAUGGUCAAAGAGGGAAUUGUACUUGGACACAAGAUUUCAGAAAGAGGCAUCGAAGUGGACAAGGCUAAGAUUGAGGUGAUGGUUAGUCUACCUCCACCAAAGACUGUGAAAGACAUAAGGAGUUUCCUUGGCCAUGCUGGGUUCUACAGGAGAUAUGUCAAGGACUUCUCAAAGGUUGCUAGGCCAAUAACCAAGCUGCUAUGCAAAGAAGCCGCUUUCAGCUUUGAUUCAGAUUGUCUUGAAGCUUUCAAGGAGCUGAAGAACAAUUUGGUCAAUGCUCCUAUUGUUCAGCCACCCGAUUGGAGUCUCCCCUUUGAAAUUAUGUGUGAUGCAAGUGAUUUUGCUGUUGGAGCUGUUUUGGGGCAGAAAAAGGAUGGCAAGACUCAUGUGAUCUACUACGCUAGCCAAACCUUGAAUGAUGCUCAAGUGAAGUAUUCCACAACUGAGAAGGAGAUGCUAGCCAUUGUAUUUGCCUUUGAGAAGUUCAGAAGCUACUUGGUUGGGUCAAAGGUUAUUGUCUACACUGAUCAUGCAGCUUUGAGACACCUCUUGGCCAAGAAAGAUGCUAAGCCAAGAUUUUUGAGGUGGAUCCUUUUGCUUCAGAAGUUUGACUUGGAGAUUAGAGACAAGCCGGGCAUUGAGAAUGGAGUAGCUGAUCACUUAUCUAGGAUGAGGAUUGAAGGUGAAACCCCCAUUGAUGAAGGGCUUCGUGAGGAACAGGUCAUGGCCAUCAGGGCAGUGCCUUGGUAUGCAGAUUUUGUGAACUACCUUGUCACAGGAAAGGAACCAUUAAGACUUGAAGGUUAUUCCAAGAAGAAGUUCUACAAGGAGUUGAAGAGGUACUAUUGGGAUGAACCUUUUCUUUUCAUCCUUUGCAAAGACCAUCUCUAUAGAAGGGCAGUGGCUGAAGAAGAGGUUGAUGGAAUCCUACAACAAUGCCAUGGUUCUUCAUAUGGAGGGCAUUUUGCAACUUUCAAGACAGUGGCUAAGGUUCUACAAGCUGGAUUUUGGUGGCCUCAUAUGUUCAAGGACACACAAGAGUUCAUCUCAAGGUGUGAUUCUUGCCAAAGGAGAGGGAACAUCACAAAGAGGAAUGAAAUGCCUCAAAACCCAAUUCUUGAAGUGGAAGUAUUUGAUGUUUGGGGCAUAGACUUCAUGGGACCUUUCCCCUCUUCUUAUGGCAACAAGUACAUCCUAGUGGCUGUAGACUAUGUGUCUAAGUGGGUUGAAGCAGUUGCAAGUCCUACAAAUGACUCAAGAGUGGUGUUGAAGAUGUUUAAAAGCAUCAUUUUUCCAAGGUUUGGAGUUCCUAGAGUGGUGAUAAGUGAUGGAGGCUCACAUUUCAUCAACAAACUUUUUGAGAAUCUUCUCAAGAAGAAUGGAGUGAAACACAAGGUUGCAACCCCUUAUCACCCUCAAACCAGUGGUCAAGUUGAAAUCUCUAACAGAGAGAUCAAGGGUAUCUUGGAAAAGAUUGUGGGAGUCAAGAGGAAGGAUUGGUCAGACAAGCUUGAUGAUGCACUUUGGGCCUAUAGGACAGCAUACAAGACACCAUUGGGAACCACCCCUUUCAACCUUGUGUAUGGGAAAGCUUGUCAUCUACCAGUAGAACUUGAGUACAAGGCAUUGUGGGCUGUGAAAUUACUGAACUUUGACAUCAAGAAUGCAAAAGAAAAGAGACUUUUUCAGCUUCAUGAGCUUGAUGAGAUUAGGAUGGAUGCUUUUGAGAACUCAAGGAUCUACAAGGAGAGAACCAAAGCCUUCCAUGACAAGAACAUUUUGAAGAGAGAGUUAAGAGCUGAUGAUCAGAUACUCCUCUACAACUCUAGGCUGAAGUUGUUUCCAGGGAAGCUCAAAUCAAGGUGGUCUGGACCUUUUAAGAUCAAGGAAGUUAAGCCUUAUGGGGCAGUGGUUCUUUGGGAUAAGAAUGGAGGAGAGUUCAUAGUGAAUGGACAAAGAGUGAAGCUCUAUUUGGGUACUACACCAAAGGAAGAUGGAUUCUCAAUUCCACUUUCUGAACCAACCUCAACCUAG
This is a messenger RNA of Raphanus sativus (radish), 5724 nucleotides long. RefSeq lists its product as uncharacterized. Bases 1 to 5724 code for a protein of 1907 amino acids. The record is from RefSeq and is a predicted model, not a curated record. Gene Ontology annotation, biological process: DNA integration. Gene Ontology annotation, molecular function: nucleic acid binding. The transcript is spliced from 7 exons. NCBI's taxonomy places the organism in Eukaryota, Viridiplantae, Streptophyta, Magnoliopsida, Brassicales, Brassicaceae.